This is a messenger RNA of Pecten maximus, 1557 nucleotides long. RefSeq names its product D-aspartate oxidase-like. The coding region runs from base 318 to 1334 and encodes 338 amino acids. Gene Ontology annotation, molecular function: FAD binding; D-amino-acid oxidase activity. The transcript has 11 exons. The record is from RefSeq and is a predicted model, not a curated record. Lineage: Eukaryota; Metazoa; Mollusca; Bivalvia; Pectinida; Pectinidae.
GCAUCCGCUUCAUUACUAUUCUCGAGCCUACGACUCAAUACGGCAGCAACUGCAGUUAGAAUUGGCAGAGGAUUCACGAUCUCCAAACUCGCUCGGCAAGUUAUGACUGAGGUUUCAGACGGUAUCUUAGACGCGUUUCCUGUCGUGGUAUAAAAGCAUAGUACACGACCCAGAAAUUGGCGCGACCCCAUGUUAUCAUUGACCUGCUUUAUUGUACACAUUGGGAUAUUGCAUGAGAUUGACAUGGGACAAUGCGUGAUGUUAUCACCAGAUGUAAUUAGAGGACAAGUGUGACGAUCCAACUGGAAUUGGUGGACAUGGUUACCAUCAUCGUGAUUGGUGCUGGAGUGGUGGGGCUAUCGUCAGCGGUCUCUAUCCAACGGGCACUGCCGGGGGUCAAGGUUAAGGUCGUGGCUGACAGGUUCCAUGACGAAACAACAAGCAUUGGAGCUGGAGGAAUCUUCGUUCCUACAACAACAAACGUCCCCGGAGUACCUAUUGAAAUUCUAAAGCGAUGGUGUGAGACGUCGUGGAGCGCCUACUCUCAGAUGGCCACUUCUGACCUAGCGAGCACCACUGGUCAAACAGUAUCGCAUGGGUAUUUACUCCUCAGAACAAAGAUGACAGAGGCACCCUUGUAUGCCAGUAUGGUGUACUCUUUCCGGGAAAUGUGGCCAGAGGAACUUACUCGACUUGGAGUCUACGAAAACUUCAGAUUCGGAUAUGAGAUAACGACAAUCAUAACAAAUAUGAGGAAAUACCUGACCUGGCUGAUGACUCAAUUCACAAAAAAUGGUGGCGAAGUAGAAAAGAGAAAAAUAGGAAGCCUCAGUGAACUGUUUGGUCAGUGCGACAUAGUGGUCAACUGUUCUGGUCUGGGUAGUCAAGAGCUAUGUGGAGACAAGCUCCUUCACCCAGUUCGAGGACAGCUGAUCAAGGUGAAGGCACCUUGGGUAAGGGAUUGGGUCUACACCGACGCAAUGGCACAGAUAUUUCCAAGUGACGAUUUUACCGUGAUCGGAGGGGUGAAGGAUAAGGACAAUAGGUCGAUGACGCCGGAUCCGUCCGUCAGACAAGGGAUUCUGGACAGGUGCCUCCGUUUUUGGCCUGCAUUAAAGGGCGCGGAGAUUAUAGGAGACUGGGUAGGCCUGAGACCCAUGAGAGUACCAGUCAGGCUCGAAAAGGAGGCCCUCCGUUUACCGGAAGGAAUUCUAAAUGUAGUACAUAACUAUGGUCAUGGUUCCAACGGCGUUGCUUUAAGCUGGGGAACCGCUGUGGAGGCGACUGAAAUGGUUAAAGAUCUUGUUUCCAAAAUACCACCAUCGAAACUCUGAUAUCAUGUUUACAUUGGAAUAAGGUUAAUUCUACCAUGUUUGCUAUGCAACGCCAAUUUUGAUUGGUUUAAAACCAUGUAUUAUUUUCCAAUAAUACACGCUUGUGAGUCACGGCUGUUACAAUUUUAUGUAUCUAAUAUUCACCCAUCGCUAAUACGGUUAAUUUGUAAUGGGUUUGUCCUCUCAACUUUUUAUCACGACGCGAGUUCGAAACCUAUGAAGA